Messenger RNA from Dermatophagoides pteronyssinus (European house dust mite), 640 nucleotides. RefSeq names its product mitochondrial ribosomal protein S16 (gene mRpS16). The record is from RefSeq and is a predicted model, not a curated record. Gene Ontology annotation, biological process: mitochondrial translation. Gene Ontology annotation, cellular component: ribosome; mitochondrial small ribosomal subunit. NCBI's taxonomy places the organism in Eukaryota, Metazoa, Arthropoda, Arachnida, Sarcoptiformes, Pyroglyphidae. Gene Ontology annotation, molecular function: structural constituent of ribosome.
UGUCGAGUUGAAGCGUGCUGCCAUAUGAAAAAUUUUGGAAAAAAAAAGAUUCGAAUUCAAUUUGUUGAUAAUAUUGAAAAAUUUGUUCAUUUUCAAAACGUUUUAAAAGCUAAAAACAAUGGUCUGGCCACAUAAAAGUGGUUUCGGUAUUAAACUGGUACGUAUGGGCUGUAAAAAUCGUCCAUAUUAUCAAAUUGGUGCAAUGCCAUCACGACGACGUACCGGAUUAUUACCGGACGAAGUAAUCGGUUCAUUGGAUCCGGUACCAAAUGAACGUAAUGAAAUUGUUGCCGCUGUCGAUCUAAGUCGUCUUUCAUAUUGGAUGGGACGUGGUGCUCGUCUUAGUGUUGGAAUGCAAACAUUACUUGGUUUAGCCGGAUGGACACCUGUUCCACCACAUGUUUACAUCAAAGCUAAACAAGAACGUGAUCAAAUGUUUAAAAAGAUUCAACAACAACAUCAACAGCAGCCGCAAGAAUCCGAUGGUGAUGGCGGUGAUAAUGGUGAAGAGAAAAUCGAAAUCGAAAGUAUAUUACCUAAACGAUUACCAUUCUGAAUCGAUCAUUUUCGCUUUUUUUUUGUAAAUAACAAUGGAUAAAUUUGAAACAAAACAAAACAUAAAAAAAUUGAUAAAAUGAAA